GUUUAUCGGGUCGGUAACUACGGUUAGGGUCAAAGUUUUUAUUCCUGUCGGGUCGGGUCAAACUUUUCGUCCGAGAGGGGUCGAGUCCAAAUUUUUAAGACAUCCUGAUCCAAUUGCUGGGUGCCCUAAUAAGAGGAAGAAGAAAGAAGAAUGUUUCCCUCCAAAAUGGAGCCGCACAUGAAGUUGCUGGCAUUCGAUUUCACCUCCCUCACGCAAACCCGUUCACACUCCAAGUCAUUCACCCGCAAAGGAAUCCCCAUCUCGCGUGUGGAGAGCCUCGGCACCGUGGUCUCGCGGGAUUUGAAACCCAGCCGAUUCCUCAAAUUCAAACUCGACGACGGCACCGGUUGCAUCGCUUGCAUCCUCUGGCUGAACCAGCUUUCGUCAAACCAGAACCCAUCAACAGUUCGACUGAUUGCACAGGUGGCUAACCAUUUGGCCGAGGAGAUCAAAAUGGGGAGAGUGGCUAGAGUUCGUGGCAGGGUUACUGGUUAUAGAGGUAGGAUUCAGAUCACCGUCUCAGAUAUUGUAAUUGAGAGGGAUCCCAACGCUCAGAUCCUGCACUGGUUGGAGUGUAUAAGGCUAGCACGUAAGGUUUUAGAUUCUUGCAAAUAAUUUUUUUUUUUUUUUGUUUUUGCUAAUCUUUCUCCCAAGAAACAUAUAGAUUGAUAUGUAAUUUUGUUUUUGGAAAUAUAAGGUUAUUGAAAAUUUCAA
Molecule: messenger RNA, 714 nt
Organism: Carica papaya (papaya)
Lineage: Eukaryota; Viridiplantae; Streptophyta; Magnoliopsida; Brassicales; Caricaceae
Gene: STN1
Product: Nucleic acid-binding, OB-fold-like protein
Molecular function (GO): nucleic acid binding
Source: RefSeq, a predicted model, not a curated record